Molecule: messenger RNA, 1130 nt
Organism: Lepus europaeus (European hare)
Lineage: Eukaryota; Metazoa; Chordata; Mammalia; Lagomorpha; Leporidae
Gene: TST
Product: thiosulfate sulfurtransferase
Exons: 3
Coding region: 65-958 (297 amino acids)
Biological process (GO): transsulfuration
Cellular component (GO): mitochondrion
Molecular function (GO): thiosulfate-cyanide sulfurtransferase activity
Source: RefSeq, a predicted model, not a curated record
UCUGCGGAGGGCAGGGGCGAGCGCCAGGCGGCGGAGAGGGCGAGUGACUCGCGGAGCCGAAGCCAUGGUUCAGCAGGUGCUCUACCGGGCGCUGGUCUCCACCAAGUGGCUGGCGGAGUCGGUCCGGGCCGGCAAGGUGGGGCCUGGCCUGCGAGUACUGGACGCAUCUUGGUACUCCCCGGGCACCCGCCAGGCCCGCCAGGAGUACCAGGAGCGGCAUGUGCCCGGUGCCUCCUUCUUUGACAUCGAGGAAUGCCGGGACACGGCGUCGCCCUACGAGAUGAUGCUGCCCAGCGAGGCGGGCUUCGCUGACUACGUGGGCCGGCUGGGCAUCAGCAACGACACCCACGUGGUGGUCUACGAUGGCGACCACCUGGGCAGCUUCUACGCCCCGCGGGUCUGGUGGAUGUUCCGCGUGUUCGGCCACCGCAUGGUGUCAGUGCUCAAUGGUGGCUUCCGGAACUGGCUGAAGGAGGGCCACCCGGUGACCUCAGAGCCCUCCCGGCCUGAGCCGGCUGUUUUCAAAGCCACCCUGGACCGCUCCCUGCUCAAGACGUAUGAGCAGGUGCUGGAGAACCUGCAGUCUAAGAGGUUCCAGCUGGUGGAUUCCCGGGCCCAGGGGCGGUACCUGGGCACCGAACCGGAGCCGGAUGCAGUAGGCCUGGGCUCGGGCCACAUCCGCGGCUCGCUCAACAUGCCCUUCAUGGACUUCCUGACGCCUGACGGCUUCGAGAAGAGCCCGGAAGAGCUCCGUGCCAUGUUCCAGGCCAAGCAGGUGGACCUCUCGCAGCCCCUCAUUGCCACCUGCCGCAAGGGGGUCACCGCCUGCCACAUCGCCCUGGCCGCCUACCUCUGUGGCAAGCCCGAUGUGGCUGUCUAUGACGGCUCCUGGUCCGAGUGGUUCCGCCGGGCGCCCCCAGACACCCGGGUGUCUCAGGGCAAGGGCGGGAAGGCCUGAGCCGAGGCCUCGGCUCUGCUCUACUCACCGGGUCUCGACCAGCGCAGUGAGCCUGGCCCCAGCUGCCGCUGGCCCAGACCUCGUAGGCAAAGGAGAUCGGCACCUUCUUAGCAUUGCUAUGCGCAGCUCACCCUCCCCCCACCAGCACUGGAAUAAACGUGGUCUUUUCCGA